This is a messenger RNA of Myxozyma melibiosi, 528 nucleotides long. Its product is annotated as trafficking protein particle complex subunit 6B. Gene Ontology annotation, biological process: regulation of GTPase activity; endoplasmic reticulum to Golgi vesicle-mediated transport. The coding region runs from base 1 to 528 and encodes 175 amino acids. Gene Ontology annotation, cellular component: TRAPP complex; trans-Golgi network; cis-Golgi network. The record is from RefSeq and is a predicted model, not a curated record. The transcript is spliced from 3 exons. Lineage: Eukaryota; Fungi; Ascomycota; Lipomycetes; Lipomycetales; Lipomycetaceae.
AUGUAUCCGGAUCCGCACGCGAUAUAUCUGAAUCUGUCGUGUUUGGAUUUCCUGCUGAUGGAGCUGAUUCCGAUGUCGGAGCGGGUGGUCGAGGACGGGCGGAUAGGCGAGGAAGAGAGGAAGGGGGCGGUGUUUAAGCAUGUUGAGGGGCUCGGGUAUCGAGUUGGCCAGGGUUUAGCAGAGAGAUUCUCACAGGAUCGCCCACGGUUUACAGACGUGCUGGAUGUGAUGAAGUUUGUGUGCAAGGAUCUUUGGCAGCUAGUGUUCCGCAAGCAGAUUGACAAUCUAAAGACGAACCACCGGGGCGUGUAUGUGCUGACAGACUCGAGUUUCCGGCUGCUGAUGCGGAUGAGCACGGACGUGGGCGGGCUGGAUACAAUCACGCGCGCGCAGCCGUAUCUGUGGUUCCCGUGUGGGGUUAUCAGAGGCGCGUUGGCGAACUUGGGGGUGCAGGCUACGGUUGUGGCGGAGAUCACGGGGAUGCCGGUUGCGGUGUUUCAUGUGCAGACUAUGCGGCAGGAUAAUUAG